Messenger RNA from Vanessa atalanta (red admiral), 647 nucleotides. Its product is annotated as magnetosome-associated protein MamJ-like. NCBI's taxonomy places the organism in Eukaryota, Metazoa, Arthropoda, Insecta, Lepidoptera, Nymphalidae. Bases 73 to 579 code for a protein of 168 amino acids. The transcript has 2 exons. The record is from RefSeq and is a predicted model, not a curated record.
AUUUUCGGAAACUUCAGCGAAAUUAUCAUUCAACAUUGAACCUCAGAUCGAAAUUAAGAUAAGUGAACAAUAAUGAAGUUCUUUCUGCUGUCUCUAUUGGUGGCGGCUGUCGCUGCAGCCCCUAAGGGUCUAGAGGACAAACCUGAGCCAGCCCCGGUUCUUUUACCUGCACCAGUUUUGCCUGAAGCAGAACCAGUUAUAGUACCAAGCCCUGUACUGUUGCCUGCACCAGUUUUGCCUGAAGUAAAACCAGUGCCCGAGCCAAGCCCAGUUUUAUUACCUGCACCAGUUUUGCCUGAAGUAGAACCAGCACCUAUCCCAAGCCCUGUACUAUUACCUGCACCAGUUCUCCCUGUGAUUGUUCCUGAACCUGAACCCGUCGAAGAACCUACACUACCCGUAAUCGUUGAAGAGGAAUCCGUUCCACAAAUUCCUACUGGUGAAAUUUACAACGAUGGUACUGUUCAAGUAACACUUAACGCUCCUGAACAAAGUUACCUAGCUUCUCUGCAAUCUUGGUUCAGCAUGGUAUUGAACUACAUCAGCAACGGCAUUACUACUACUCAGCAAAUCGUCUAAAAAGUUUUUUUUGUACGACUUUUCAUUUGUUUUAAGAACGAAUUUUAAAUUGGUCACGAUUAAAACAU